Carlito syrichta (Philippine tarsier) is the source of this 1639-nucleotide messenger RNA. It is a transcript of the gene RNF217, whose product is annotated as ring finger protein 217. The transcript has 6 exons. The annotation marks the transcript as partial. The record is from RefSeq and is a predicted model, not a curated record. NCBI's taxonomy places the organism in Eukaryota, Metazoa, Chordata, Mammalia, Primates, Tarsiidae. Gene Ontology annotation, cellular component: ubiquitin ligase complex; cytoplasm. Gene Ontology annotation, biological process: ubiquitin-dependent protein catabolic process; positive regulation of proteasomal ubiquitin-dependent protein catabolic process; protein polyubiquitination. Gene Ontology annotation, molecular function: ubiquitin protein ligase activity; ubiquitin conjugating enzyme binding; zinc ion binding.
GGGGCCGGGGAUCCCUACGCGCCCCUCAUGGUGCUGAUGUGCCGGGUGUGCCUGGAAGACAAGCCCAUCCAGCCCCUGCCCUGCUGCAAGAAGGCCGUGUGCGAGGAGUGCCUCAAGAUCUACCUGAGCGCCCAGGUACAACUUGGCCAAGUAGAAAUCAAAUGCCCUAUCACAGAGUGUUUUGAAUUCUUAGAAGAAACAACUGUUGUCUAUAACUUAACGCAUGAAGACUCCAUCAAGUAUAAGUACUUCCUGGAACUUGGCCGUAUUGAUUCCAGCACCAAACCAUGUCCUCAGUGCAAGCACUUUACAACCUUCAAGAAAAAAGGACAUAUACCCACCCCAUCCAGAUCAGAAAGCAAAUACAAAGUCCAGUGCCCCACUUGCCAAUUCAUCUGGUGUUUUAAGUGCCACUCUCCUUGGCACGAAGGUGUUAACUGCAAGGAAUACAGGAAAGGAGACAAACUGUUGCGUCACUGGGCCAGCGAAAUUGAGCAUGGGCAGAGGAAUGCCCAGAAGUGUCCGAAGUGCAAGAUCCACAUCCAGAGAACUGAAGGAUGUGACCACAUGACCUGCUCACAGUGUAACACUAAUUUUUGUUAUCGAUGUGGGGAGAGAUACCGCCAACUUCGUUUCUUUGGAGACCACACAUCAAACCUCAGUAUAUUUGGAUGCAAAUAUCGCUACCUCCCAGAGAGACCUCAUUUAAGGAGAUUAGUGCGAGGGUCCGUCUGUGCUGGAAAAUUAUUCAUUGCACCUCUAAUCCUGGUCUUGGGAUUAGCACUAGGGGCCAUAGCGGUUGUAAUCGGUUUAUUUGUAUUUCCCAUCUAUUGCCUUUGUAAAAAACAGAGAAAACGAUCACGGACAGGUAUGCACUGGUAAAACGCAGGUUAUGUCAUCUAACUAAGCUGGUCCCAGCAUGAGCUGUACAGAAUGGCGCGCAAAACGUGAGAGGAGCCUUCUACCUUCUCGACUCCCUGUGGUUCCCACAGGCCACAAUGCCUCUAGCUACGGUGCACUCCCAACAUGGCAUCCUGUCUUUUGCCUAAACAAAUUGCUGCUUUUUAAAAAUGGUCACUUUCAUAAACUAUAAACAUCUAGAUCAUAACUCCGAUCUUUGUUGUUCUUGGAAGAAAAUGUUUUAAUUAAGAACUAAUAUCCUCAGAAUUGUUCUGAGCACACCUCUUCUGAGCAUUGCUUGGACCUUUGAGCCCUGAAUCUCCCUCCAGGCCAUCUUGUGAGACUUGGUGUGAAUAGCUGAAGUUCUGUCAGUACCAACAAGCAAGACCACUUUUCAGAAGAGUUCAAUGAGUGCACCUGUUCUCUUCUGUGGCCCAAGCAGUAUAAUUCCUUUAUCUUUCAGAUGCUGUAAUUGCUAAAAAUGUCAGUGUCCAAAAGGGAACUAAUGAAACUAGAUUAGUGGGAAGAAUCCUGAGUUACUGAAGUAUACAUGUUUAGGGGUGUGAAUGUUGUAUGUAUAUAAAUAUAUAUCGAAACUCGGUCUAAUAACCUUGAACUUACUUAAUCCCAUGCCUCUACAUUAUCUUUCCACACUUUCAUAGGCCUAUUUAAAGAUGAUGGUUCCUUUGUGGGCAUAAUUUGGUAAUGUAUUGAAUUAAAGUCAAUGAAGACAACAGGC